Messenger RNA from Necator americanus (New World hookworm), 1503 nucleotides. RefSeq lists its product as uncharacterized. The transcript has 15 exons. The record is from RefSeq and is a predicted model, not a curated record. NCBI's taxonomy places the organism in Eukaryota, Metazoa, Nematoda, Chromadorea, Rhabditida, Ancylostomatidae. The coding region runs from base 1 to 1503 and encodes 500 amino acids. Gene Ontology annotation, biological process: transmembrane transport. Gene Ontology annotation, molecular function: transmembrane transporter activity. Gene Ontology annotation, cellular component: endoplasmic reticulum membrane.
AUGCUACUGCUUCUCGACUAUCUCGACUCCGUAUCUCUUUACUCGACUCGGCCUAAACUGUCGUCGGAUCUUCGCCGAGCUAUGCCUCGUGUCCGACUUCGAACCUCCGAAUCGCUUACGGGAUCAUCAGCAUGGUCUCGAAUAGUGCGCUUUAUCACCGGUGGUGAAAACUGGACCCAAUAUCACCUACAAGUCUUCGUUUUAACAUUUUUCAGUUUUGCAUUCAUUCAUGCUGCUAGAAAAACCCUGUCUACCGUCAAACCUUCUAUGAUAUCCGUAUGGACACACAAAAGUGAAAUCAGCCCACCAUUGUUCCCAUCGGACCAAGCAGCAUCAGAGUUUCUUGCUAAGUUGGAUGGAGGCUUUCUGUUGGCUUACUCCAUCGGUCUGUUUGGAGGUGGUGUACUGGGUGAUCGAUACGAUCCUCGUGUUGUCUUGUCGAUUGGAAUGUGGCUUUCGGCGAUUGUAUCUGUUGCUUGGCCUACAGAGAUAUGUAUAGUUGGUAAUUGGUUUGGACAUAACUCUCGUGGAGCAGUUAUGGGUUUGUGGUCGGCAUGUGCUAGUGUUGGGAAUAUCAUUGGCACAAUGAUAUCUUCCAGGCUGGUUCUCUUGGGUUAUCAGUAUGCUUUCGCUACCAACUCAUUCAUCCUCUUCAUAUUUGGCUUCAUUGUCUUCUUUAAUUUGAAAUCCGCACCAAGAGAAGUUGGUCUUCCGGAUCCUAUCGAGUCACCAGAUGAAUUAAUGCGAGUGAUAGAGGAGCCAACUGAACGUCCAGAACCCAUUAAUUUCUGGAAAGCAUGGCUUCUGCCUGGUGUCUUGUCGUACUCUCUUGCCUAUGCUUGCCUGAAACUUGUCAAUUAUGGAUUCUUCUUUUGGCUUCCCUUUUAUUUGCAUUCGAACUUCGGAUGGAGCGAAUCUGACGCUGACGCUUUGUCGGCUUGGUAUGACGUUGGAGGAAUUGUCGCAGCUAUUAUUGCAGGAGCUAUUUCUGAUCAUUGUGCAACUAGAACCCCAGUAAUUGUGGCGAUGUUAGUCUGCUCGACGUUGUCACUAUGGGCCUACUCAGCUUCUCCGGCAUCGAUGGCCAUAAACGGGCUUUUGCUUGCUAUAGCUGGUUUCUUUAUUGGUGGUCCAGCUAAUAUGAUAUCUAGCUCGGUGUCAGCAGAUUUAGGUAGGGCUCGUGAGUUAAGAGGGAACGCAGAGGCUCUAUCCACAGUGACAGGAAUUGUGGAUGGGACCGGAAGUUUUGGAGCCGCUCUUGGACAACUGUUGAUCCCUUCAGUUCAAUCAGUCUUUGGAUGGAAUGCUGUAUUCUACGGUUUCAUAGUAAUGAUUAUCUGCACGACGGCAUGUCUAAUACCGCUGCUUUACCGCGAGUUAUUAUGGCAGAGAAGAGGUUCAUAUCUUAGCCUCAAUUCUGACUCGGAAGGAGAAGAUGACGAAGCUGUGGUGGCUGAGGAAGCGCCAAGAAGGAGAAUGCACGUCGGAGAAGAUUCGACUUGA